Messenger RNA from Acanthochromis polyacanthus (spiny chromis), 1751 nucleotides. RefSeq names its product ATP synthase peripheral stalk subunit d (gene atp5pd). The record is from RefSeq and is a predicted model, not a curated record. The transcript is spliced from 6 exons. Lineage: Eukaryota; Metazoa; Chordata; Actinopteri; Pomacentridae. Bases 98 to 583 code for a protein of 161 amino acids. Gene Ontology annotation, molecular function: proton transmembrane transporter activity. Gene Ontology annotation, biological process: proton motive force-driven ATP synthesis.
CUUUGCCCCACAUUGGCUGUUAAGCUCUUAAGUCAUUUCCGUUUCCUUUCGUUACUUCGGAGGAGUUUGUCUUAUUGACGUCAACACAUCUUGAAGCAUGGCUGGCCGACGAGCUGCACUGAAGGCCAUUGACUGGUUGGCUUUUGCAGAGAGGGUGCCUCCCAACCAGAGAACCAUGUUCAACAACCUGAAGACAAGAAGUGAUGCUAUUUCUGCAAAACUCACUUCUCUGCCUGAGAAACCUGCUGCCAUUGACUGGGCCUACUACAGAUCUGCUGUGGCUAAAGCAGGCAUGGUGGAUGAGUUUGAAAAGAAGUUCAGCGCCCUGAAAGUCCCUGAGCCUGUAGACACUCAGACAGCGCUUAUCAAUGCUCAGGAGGCAGAAGCGAACAAAACAGCCACCGCCUACAUUGAAGCGUCCAAGGCUCGCAUAGCCCAGUAUGAAAAAGAGCUGGACAAAUUCAGAAACAUGAUUCCAUUUGACCAGAUGACCAUUGAAGACCUGAAUGACACAUUCCCAGAAACGAAACUGGACAAAGAGAAGCACCCAUACUGGCCACACAAACCCAUAGCUGACUUGUAAAAAUGUGGCACACUAUCCAUAUUCUAUGUGCUGUAUCUUCCACUGCAGAAAACCUGUACAGUAUGUGUAUAAAAGUCUAGUCUUUUUGACCAUUCAGGAGUUUAUGAAAUGGAAAUGCUUUGUUUUUUGUCUGGAUCCACUGUCUGGAUGGAGUCAAAAAAAAAACAAAAAAAAAACCGAUGAUUUGUUUUCUUUCUUCUUAAUUAGACCUAAAUGAAUCUUCAAAGUGAGUUCUGAAAACAUGGUGCAAUGGUGUGAUCAGUAAAACAUGUUGAAGGUCACCAGUGUUCACAGGCCCAUUGUAAACAACCCCGCGGAUCCCACACAGGCAAACAACUGUUAUUUUAUUACUGGAUUUCUUCCCAAGGCGUCAUGAACUCAACUUGAUCUGUUGGACCUUGUUUUCUUUCUAAAUUUGGUAUGAAAUAUCCUCCAACACUCACUGAAAAUCCAGCCCUUGUGGAUACACUGAUGACUUUUUAAGUACAUACUCGGCCAAAUCAAUCUCAGCAGAAAGCAGAGUAUGGUUUCCUUUCUUUGUGGGGUCAGUGUUGUCUUUGGGAGCUCUCAGUAACUUGCCAGUUUUCUGCAUCAGCAGGGCACAAGCCUUCUCCUCUUUGUAUAUUUGCGCGUGUGUGUAGCUAGGUGCAGCUUCACACACACUUGGACUUCCGCCUUGUUGCGUCGAUACAUAUCGCAGAAUGUUAAAUUAGGCAGAUUCGAGUCAUCUGUCAGUACGCGGACAGCAUGUCGGCAGAACAAAUGACCGUCCAGCCGUUUUAUUGUGCUGUGUCAGUCUUGUUCUGGCUUUGUUAUGACUACAGCAUAAAUCUACGUUUCACCACAGCUGGAAAUAUGAGCGGUCUCUCUGGGAUUGAGAGAGACCUUAAACAUAAAACCUGCUUUCCAUGCUCUCAUUGCACUGUUAUUAUGGCUUUGGUUUGUGGGUUAAUACUGUACAUAGCUUUGUCCAUGGGUGCAGACCUAAUGCUGAUAAGUUAAGGAAUGCAUCCCAGCCUCAACAUUGUCAUUGUCUCAGGGUUCAGUGUCUAGUUGUUGAACAACACAACAAACUUCUGCGAUGUGACACUUUCCUCCUGCAGGGGGCAGUAUUUAUCUGAGAGAGCAAUAAAAAGUGGGCUUUACUGUCUAUCUGUGAAAAGACAAA